Messenger RNA from Mya arenaria, 1240 nucleotides. RefSeq lists its product as uncharacterized. The transcript is spliced from 6 exons. NCBI's taxonomy places the organism in Eukaryota, Metazoa, Mollusca, Bivalvia, Myida, Myidae. The record is from RefSeq and is a predicted model, not a curated record. The coding region runs from base 143 to 1240 and encodes 365 amino acids.
UCGAGAUUCCGACAUAUAUUGCCAUACCGAAAAAGGAACAGAACCUGUACAAGUGGCACUUUUACUGGGACAGGAUUCAUUUGCUCUUGCUGAAAGCGAACAGAACAAUGGGUUUUACCUAUUCAGAAACGUUCAUCAACAAAUGGCUGGACUGUCGAGACGGAAUGUGACAUGUCAGGUUUCAAAUGCAGCCAUUGAAAAACCAUUCGAAGUACACGGUAUUUUAUGCAGCGUAGAGAAAGGUAGCUCGCCCAUUCUAACAGUUCCUGAACACCUUAAUGGAGAAAGUUCUACGUCAAUCUGUGAAGUGCGCAAUGCUAUCCCAGCCCCGGCAAUAGACAUACAUGUCGGCAAUGCUUUGCUUUCUGAUAUUCAACAAACUGAUUUGUUUAAUAGAUCUUCUCAUACUUUUACAAGCACAGCUAAGGUGACAAAGACUAACAAACUGUGGAAUGGAAAAGAAAUGUGUUGCACCAGGAAAAGUUAUCACGACUUUGGAAUAGCAGAUCAUUCCAUAUGCAAAAACAUCACUAUCAAUUGUGAUCCGACACUGAAUUUAAACACGACAUCACCUGUUGAUUUAUAUCCGAAUAUUACAGUGAUCAUCAAAUGUUUUGUUGACGACUGCAAUACUAUAGGGAAAUGGACGUUUCGAUGGGAAGGAAAAAAUAACACUGCAAUAAAGACUUGUAAACAAACAGAGGAAUGCCUAUUAACACUGAAUUAUACUGGGUAUGGCGAGAAGACAUACGUUUGCAGGGCAUGGAAUUCAGAGGAGUUUCUGAGAAAAUUAUUGACAGUUUUAGACACAAUCCAAGAGGAGGCAACCACCAACCCUGCACUAGUUGUUACCCCAAAAUGGCAUAUGUCGGUCCUUUACGCCGUAUCGGGAACAGUUAUAGCUGUGCUUGUAACAACGUUUACCGUGCUUCUAUGUAGGCGAUGCAACCCUCAUGUUUAUGAAACGCUUAUACGCCGAAUGAGACCUACAGUAAGAGAGCGAAGUACACAUGUCUACGAUGAUGUUCAGUCUAAUAUUGAGGUUACUGCGCUUCACAAUCUGGGAGGAGUCUCUGCAAGUGCAAUCGGGAAAAAAGACGCCCCACCACUAUUGGAUAUGGAAGGACACGAAGUUCGUUCAAACGAAAAUAUCAGCCACUACGACUAUGUGGAUACCUCAUCCGCCCAAAGUGAUCGUCGGACAAACGCACCAGAUGCAAAUUAUAUACAUGCUGUAUAA